This is a messenger RNA of Nematolebias whitei (Rio pearlfish), 984 nucleotides long. Its product is annotated as low choriolytic enzyme. Gene Ontology annotation, biological process: proteolysis. The coding region runs from base 126 to 917 and encodes 263 amino acids. The transcript has 6 exons. The record is from RefSeq and is a predicted model, not a curated record. Lineage: Eukaryota; Metazoa; Chordata; Actinopteri; Cyprinodontiformes; Rivulidae. Gene Ontology annotation, molecular function: metalloendopeptidase activity; zinc ion binding.
AAUCUCUGCACACAGACACACCCUGGCAAGCAGCAUAUUAGCUCUCCACCUCCUGAACUUCAGCAUCAGUGCAUUCAAGGCAAGUGAAGGAUCGGCACUUCUACAUCAACACCUUAAGGGAAAAAAUGGACCAUAAAGCAAAAGUUACUCUUUUGCUCUUGCUGCUUUCAGGCCUCUGCAAUGCUCACACUGGAGAUCACUCCAAGAAGGAGGAUAUUUCUACAACGAUCAUCAGAAUGAACAAUGGAACUUUGGUUCAACAACUGAUUGAAGGAGAUAUGCUUAUUCCAAAAACCAGGAAUGCUUUGAAGUGCCACAAUAAACAAUACAGCUGCUUCUGGCCAAAGUCUACCAACGGGAAUGUAGAAGUCCCUUUUGUUAUAAGUCCCAAGUAUGAUAAAGAUGAGAGGAAAACAAUUCUGACUGCCAUGAAAGGCUUUGAACCAAAGACCUGCAUUCGAUUUGUUCCUCGUACAAAUCAAAGGGCACACCUAAGCCUGGAACCAAAAUUUGGUUGCUUUUCUUCUCUGGGACGUGUCGGAGAGAAGCAACUCGUGUCUCUGCAAAGAUAUGGCUGUGUGGAAAAAGGGAUCGUCCAACAUGAGCUGCUGCAUGCUCUGGGUUUCUACCACGAACACAACCGCAGCGACCGUGACAAGUAUGUCAAGAUCCACUGGGACAAUAUGCCAGAUAUUGUUAAGGUCAACUUCAAAAAAAUGGAUACAGACAAUCUCAACACCAAAUAUGACUACUCAUCUGUGAUGCAAUAUGGAAAAACUGCCUUUGGAACGGAUGGAAAAGAAACCAUAACUCCCAUCCCCGAUCCCAAUGUUCCCAUCGGCCAAAGAGUGGGCAUGUCUGAUAUUGACAUUCUCAGAGUCAACAGGCUGUACAACUGUUCAAAAUACAAGCAAUAGAAGAUCAUGUUUGAAAUCUGAUUCAUACUAAAGUGACAGCAUCUUAGUAAAGUACUGGAACAUCCUG